UUUUUUAGUGCUUGGGAGAUGGGAAGUAAUGAUAGCUGGCACCUGAACUAAAAUAUCUGUGUAGACGCUACCAUCCCAGAACUUCAGGAUGAAUGGGGAUAUGCCUCAUGUUCCCAUCACUACUCUUGCAGGGAUUGCUAGUCUUACAGACCUUUUGAACCAGCUGCCUCUUCCAUCACCUUUACCUGCUACAACAACAAAAAGCCUACUUUUCAAUGGACGGAUAGCUGAAGAGGUGAACUGCCUUCUGGCAUGCAGGGAUGAAAAUCUUGUUUCACAACUCAUCCACAGUCUCAAUCAGGUGUCAACAGAUCACAUAGAAUUGAAAGAUAACCUUGGCAGUGAUGAUCCAGAGGGAGAUAUACCAGUCUUGCUUCAGGCUAUCCUGGCAAGGAAUCCUAAUGUUUUCAGGGAGAAAAGCAUGCAAAGCAGAUAUGGGGUACAAAGCGUAUAUCCCAUCUCUGCUAAGGGUUUCACUGCAGUUCCAAGUCUUGUUAAAGAGGACUCAGAAUGA
Messenger RNA from Chaetura pelagica (chimney swift), 514 nucleotides. RefSeq names its product nipped-B-like protein. Gene Ontology annotation, molecular function: chromatin binding. The record is from RefSeq and is a predicted model, not a curated record. The transcript has 4 exons. Lineage: Eukaryota; Metazoa; Chordata; Aves; Apodiformes; Apodidae. Gene Ontology annotation, biological process: replication-born double-strand break repair via sister chromatid exchange; digestive tract development; establishment of mitotic sister chromatid cohesion. The coding region runs from base 89 to 514 and encodes 141 amino acids. Gene Ontology annotation, cellular component: Scc2-Scc4 cohesin loading complex.